Molecule: messenger RNA, 1526 nt
Organism: Microplitis mediator
Lineage: Eukaryota; Metazoa; Arthropoda; Insecta; Hymenoptera; Braconidae
Product: speckle-type POZ protein-like
Exons: 3
Coding region: 319-1305 (328 amino acids)
Biological process (GO): proteasome-mediated ubiquitin-dependent protein catabolic process; regulation of proteolysis
Cellular component (GO): cytoplasm
Molecular function (GO): ubiquitin protein ligase binding
Source: RefSeq, a predicted model, not a curated record
UAAUGAGUGUGAAUGUAGCAGACAUGAGACAUGUUCUAUAAAUUAUAAAAAAAAAUUAAUCACAACAAUGAAAGUUAAGAAAAUGCGCCUACUGGUUUUUCAAUUAUCUAACCAAAUUCACGUUCAUUCAAAAUAUGAAAUACGUUAAAAAAGCGGGGGGUCUGGUUCGUCCGGUCUGAGAACGCCCUUAAAGUCAGCCAUUAAUCAUAACCUUCACUGAUGAUAAUAUCGUGUAUUUACGUACAUCAUUAAAAUAACAAAUAAACUCAAAAUAAGAUUGCUUAUUAAUUGUAUAACCUAAAUAUAUAACAUAUAUAUAUGACCUCCUGCGGCCCAUUAAUGCCUUCGCCAAGGAUGGUUAGAGUCUAUCCAGAAGUGUUAAAAGCAGAAUACAAGUGGUCUUUACCAGCGCGUCAAUACCCUGAUUGGACAGAGUCAGAAUAUUUUACAUUUCCGAAUUAUGAUAAAUUAUAUUUUGCCGUAUGUCUAAGAGAUGUUUUUACAAGUACUGGUAGUUCAUCAGCAGAAAUAAGAAUUAGAAAAAAAGGAAUUUACGAUCCUAGCCGUGUUGAUAUUAAAAUAAGUGCGGCGUUUAUUCCAAAUAAUAAUAACACAAUAACAAUGAAAGGAUGGGUCGACCAGUACAGUAAUAAGUUAACAUUCCCAUCCAGGUCCACUUUACCUCGGGAAAUAUUUUGUGAAAUAAGUAUGAAUAAGUCAGAUAUUAUUAGUAAUAUUGAUGGCUUUAGAUUGAAAAUAGCGAAGAAAUCAAAAUCCAUGAGCAAUUAUUUUUUUUCACCUGAAUUAAGCGACGUGACUCUUAAAGUACAAGAUGAGGAAAUACCAGCACAUAAAUUGAUACUUGCCUUCCACAGUCCUGUUUUCAAGACUAUGUUUAAUACAGACAUGAGAGAAACUACAGAAAAUCGCAUUUGUCUUGAAGGAUUUGAUGUUGAUACCAUCAAAGAAGUCCUCAGGUUCAUGUACUCGGGAAAUAUAGCAGUUGAAAAUGACAUUGAAUUACUUUUAAAGAUAUUGUCUUGUACGAAUAUGUAUCAAAUUACAAGCUUGAGAAUCCUUUGCGAGUAUCAAUUGAUACAAAAUUUCACGGUUGAUAAUAUCAUCAAAAUUUUAGUCGAAACUGAUCGUUUUGAAGUACCAAUUCUUCAUGAAAAAGCAAUGCUGUAUUUAAAUUGCAACAGGGAACGCAUAUCGUACUCUGAGGCGAUAAAAGAAUUAAAUAAUUCAAAAGUACUGCAAAAGUUUUUCAUGGAGCGAGUGGGAAUGAAGAUUAGUGAUGAAUAGAUUUUCAUUUUUACCAGUUUAUUAUUAUUACUACUUUAACUUUUUUAAAAUCUUGUCUGCUAAAAUUUAAAUCUAAAUUUAAAUCUAAAAUUUCAAAUUAUCAAUAAACAAUAAAUUUUUAUAGGAAUUGUGUCUACUUUUACUUACUUAUUACUUAUUACUGUGUAUUACUUACUACAAAAUAAAUUCAUUUAAUCCCACGGACUUUUUUAUUUACAUUU